AGUCAAAAGGACCCAAAUGUAAAGGACCCCAUCAAUCUCACUUUUAGACCAUGGAAUAUAAUAAAGAUAGCUCCAAGCACGGACGCUUUAGCUGUUUUACACCCUGCUUUUUUUUUUUUUUGUUUAUUUAUUUUUUUCUGUUACUUAUAAAGAAUCCCAAAUACACAUUUACACUAAAGAAUCACUCCAAAACACUUAAAAAAAAGGUUCAAGUUUCAUGUUACAAACCGUGUGAACAAGCCAACCUUUUUCAACAUAGUUUAUCUUAGCUUGUUCAUUAACACUACAUACUCUAGGAAUUUUCAUCAUAUUAUCACUUUCCAAAACCACAAUACAAUACCAGUAUACCACCCAUCUUAUCACAUUGCUUCUUUUCGAAACGAUGUCGAAAAUGGGAGGAUUUUUUGUAUGUCUUUUGGUCAUUGCUUUAGAUAUUGCAGCAGGACUUUGUGGCCUUGAGGCAGAAAUUGCUCAAAACAAGGCGAAACAUUUGAAGAUGUGGAUAUUUGAGUGUAAGAGUCCAAGUGAACAAGCCUUCAAGUUAGGAGCAGCAGCAGCAGGGCUAUUGAUACUAGCACACGUUAUAUCAAGCUUACUUGGUGGUUGUAUGUGUCUUUGUUCUCGAGAAGAUCAGCAUAAAUCUUACGCCAAUCGCCAAUUAACAACUGGAUGCUUCCUCUUAACAUGGCUUAUACUUGUCAUUGGAUUGUCUCUGUUGGUGAUUGGGACACUAGCAAAUCGCAAAGAUAGAGCUUCAUGCGGCAUUACUCAUCACCAUAUGUUAUCAAUUGGUAGCAUUCUGUGUUUUAUACAUGCCUUAUUUUCUACUGCGUAUUACCUUUCUGCUACUUCGAGUAGCCAUUGAAAAGAAUCCCAAACACCCAUCUGAUCAUUCUGAAACAAUUGCGAAAAUCAGAGGUUUUUUUCGUAUGUCUUUUGGUGAAUUUGUUCGAGAUUGUAGCUUGCCUUUAAUUAUGCAGCAAUGAAGCUGAGGUUAAUGUAUCAGCUAAACUGCACAACUAAUGUAGCAUUGUAUAAAAAAAAAAAGUAGCAUUGUAUCUUGUGUUUUGAACUCGUUUCUAAUGUUUCAGAUUAUGUUCUUAAUGAAUUAGUAAAUGGAUGGAGAGACUUUGGUAGUUAAUAGUGCAAAUAUACUAAUGUGUAAUUUCUUUUUUGUUUUUUUAAAUCUUCAAUUCAAGCUAUGGGUUAUUCUGAUUUUAA
Chenopodium quinoa (quinoa) is the source of this 1221-nucleotide messenger RNA. RefSeq lists its product as uncharacterized. The transcript has 3 exons. The record is from RefSeq and is a predicted model, not a curated record. Lineage: Eukaryota; Viridiplantae; Streptophyta; Magnoliopsida; Caryophyllales; Amaranthaceae. Bases 383 to 865 code for a protein of 160 amino acids.